GAGCUUCGCAGCCAAUCACCGUGCAGCUCGUCCCUCGGGCUUGUAUCCUUUAGUGAAAGAAUUCAGCUCCUUGCGAGAAAGUUACCUGUGGCCGCCCAAGUCCGCCACUUUCUGCUCUGUGGCUGCCCAUUGCCACGAUCCCGGAGGACUCCGCGCCGCCCGGCCGCCUCCGAGCUCGGGCCCCAUGUGAGGGGCCCCCCCUUAUCCCACCUUUCCGGCUAGGUGAGGGCGCGAGCGGGCGAGCGAGCGAGAGUGGUGAGGGGGGACGGAAAAGCAGAAUUACCUGUAGCUCUUGUUCUGCCAUCUCGGGCGCUCUCACACACCUUCACCUGCACAGACUUGAAAGUCCAGUUUCACCAGAGGCUGAGGCUCCAGGAAAAGGGGAGCGAGUUCAUUGGAUCAAACAUGUCACAAGAGUCGGACAAUAAUAAACGACUGGUGGCCUUAGUGCCCAUGCCCAGUGACCCUCCGUUCAAUACCCGAAGAGCCUACACCAGUGAGGAUGAAGCCUGGAAGUCGUAUUUGGAGAAUCCCCUGACAGCGGCCACCAAGGCGAUGAUGAGCAUUAAUGGUGAUGAGGACAGUGCUGCUGCCCUGGGCCUGCUGUACGACUACUACAAGGUUCCUCGAGACAAGAGGCUGCUAUCUGUAAGCAAAGCAAGUGACAGCCAAGAAGAGCAGGAUAAAAGAAACUGUCUUGGCACCAGUGAAGCCCAGAGUAAUUUGACUGGAGGAGAAAACCGAGUGCAGGUCCUAAAGACUGUUCCAGUGAACCUUUCCCUAAAUCAAGACCACCUGGAGAAUUCGAAACGGGAACAGUACAGCACAAACAUCUCUGAGAGCCCAGCCAUCAUCCCCGUAUCAGGAAUCACAGUGGUGAAAGCUGAAGAUUUUACACCCGUUUUCAUGGCCCCACCCAUGCACUAUCCCCGGGGAGACGGUGAGGAGCAACGUGUGGUUAUCUUUGAACAGACUCAGUAUGGCGUGCCCUCCAUGGCCAGCCACAGCACCUACCUCAAGGAUGACCAGCGCAGCACCCCGGACAGCACUUACAGCGAGAGCUUCAAGGAUGGAACCACAGAGAAAUUCCGGAGUGCUUCAGUUGGGGCUGAGGAGUACAUGUAUGACCAGACAUCAAGUGGCACAUUUCAGUACACCCUGGAAGCCACCAAAUCUCUGCGUCAGAAGCAGGGGGAGGGCCCCAUGACCUACCUCAACAAGGGACAGUUCUAUGCCAUAACGCUCAGCGAGACCGGGGACAACAAAUGCUUCCGACACCCAAUCAGCAAAGUCCGGAGCGUGGUAAUGGUGGUCUUCAGUGAAGACAAAAACCGAGACGAACAGCUGAAAUACUGGAAGUACUGGCACUCCCGGCAGCAUACGGCAAAGCAGAGGGUCCUUGACAUUGCUGAUUACAAGGAGAGCUUUAAUACGAUUGGAAACAUCGAGGAGAUUGCAUAUAAUGCUGUUUCCUUCACCUGGGACGUGAACGAAGAGGCUAAGAUUUUCAUCACUGUGAAUUGCCUGAGUACAGAUUUCUCCUCCCAGAAAGGGGUGAAAGGACUUCCUUUGAUGAUUCAGAUUGAUACAUACAGUUAUAAUAAUCGUAGCAAUAAACCCAUUCAUAGAGCUUACUGCCAGAUCAAGGUCUUCUGUGACAAAGGAGCAGAAAGGAAAAUCCGAGACGAAGAGAGGAAGCAGAACAGGAAGAAGGGGAAAGGCCAGACCUCCCAAACUCCAUGCAACAACUCCUCUGAUGGGAAGUUGGCGGCGAUACCUUUACAGAAGAAGAGUGACAUCACCUACUUCAAAACGAUGCCUGACCUGCACUCACAGCCGGUCCUCUUCAUACCUGAUGUUCACUUCGCAAACCUGCAGAGGACAGGACAGGUGUAUUACAACACGGAUGAUGAACGAGAAGGCAGCAGUGUCCUUGUUAAACGGAUGUUCAGGCCCAUGGAAGAGGAAUUUGGUCCAGCACCUUCUAAGCAGAUGAAAGAAGAAGGGAUGAAGCGAGUGCUGUUGUACGUGCGGAAGGAGACGGACGAUGUGUUCGACGCUUUGAUGUUGAAAUCCCCCACUGUGAAGGGCCUGAUGGAAGCGAUAUCUGAGAAGUAUGGGCUGCCUGUGGAGAAGAUCACAAAGCUUUACAAGAAAAGCAAAAAAGGCAUCUUGGUGAACAUGGACGACAACAUCAUUGAGCACUACUCGAAUGAGGACACCUUCAUUCUCAACAUGGAGAGCAUGGUGGAAGGCUUCAAGAUCACACUCAUGGAAAUCUGAGCCCUACUCUCGGCCUCCCCUCGGCAGGGGCCCUGGGUGCCUUCCUUCCCAGUAGAGACGGGACCCCGGCCUGGAACCCAGACACCCACCUCCCCCACCUCACAACCACUGUUACAGACUGUGCUGGGAGCCGGGCGAGGCACGGAGCCCGUUCCUUACCAGUGUGUUUGGCCCAUCCACUGACUCCUGGAGCCGAAGCCCGAGCCCCUCAGGAAGGUGUGCUGGGCCAGUCAGACGCUUAUUUAUUGUCCACCUGGUUCUGGAGCCCGGGGUCCAGGCCCGCUAGGACACUGCAGGACACUGCUGGCCCCAGAUGAGACCGUCCAGAGCCCUCCCCUUCCAAGGGAAACACAGCCAAUCCGUUCGCCUGGAAGAGCCUGAGAACGUCUGGGUCCUUCUGCUUCACCUCCGCUUCUCCUGAGUGGCGGGACCGAACGGGCUCUGCCGCUGCAGUAGUCCACGGGGGCCAGAGGUGGACGCCGCUUCCGGGUCAGAAAGCUUCAGGUCGCCCCGGGAAAGGCCAUCUUGCUAAGCACCUCCCGGGGUUUCCAGCGAGUGGCCCCCGGGCCUUGUACAGGAAGACGUUCCGCUACGCUGUAAUUAGUAACCCAGAAGGCUCUGUGGGAAAAUGUUUGCCGGUCCUGCCCUAGGCCGAGAGUGACUCAGAGAUGCUUUGCAUUUGUUUCCGGCCCUUGAGCAACCACUGGGGUGACCCCUACCCACCAGAACCAAGACUGAGGCCAGUGCCACUGAAGGGUGGUGCAGAGCAUCACCUGCCAUCUGAUCUGCCCCCCCCAACCUGUCCCCUCAGCAUUCUCAGAGUGCCCGUGGCUUAGCGUGGAUGUAUCCUCCACCGUGAACAUCAGCAGAGCUGCAAUGAGCACAAUCUUCUGAGCAGAAACACUCUAAAAAGAUAGGAAAAACUGCCUCCUCUUUUUUGUCCCUCAAAUUAAUCACAUUCAAUAAAUAUGCUUUUAAAAAAAUCCAUGUAAGAUGAGGGAGAUGUAAAACAAGUAUUUUUCAUAUAUAUACCCAAGUUGCUUAGACUUAACAGGUGUUUGGAUAUUGGGACCAACAGAAAAAUGCAGUCAGAUGUCAUCUUGGACUUGGAUCCUAAAAGACUAAGCCCAGAAACUUAGGAAGCGUGAAAUGAAUCAAACAUUUAUUUUCCUUCUUAUUUAAAAUUAGGAAAGUGCAACAGAAAGAGAGGGUUUGUGCCAAAUUCUGUGAACGGCCCUUUCUUAAAAACAAGCAAGGGAGAUUGAUAGAUGGACAAUUUGCUCUCGUGUUUUUUUUAAAAAAAGGCAAAUGUAACUUAAUAGUUUUGUAAAUGGGAGAGGGGGAAUCUAUAAACUAUAAAUACAGUUAUUUUAUUUUUUGUACAUUUUUAAGAAGAAAAAAAUAAAUAUUCAU
Zalophus californianus (California sea lion) is the source of this 3696-nucleotide messenger RNA. It is a transcript of the gene GRHL2, whose product is annotated as grainyhead like transcription factor 2. Gene Ontology annotation, molecular function: RNA polymerase II cis-regulatory region sequence-specific DNA binding; DNA-binding transcription activator activity, RNA polymerase II-specific. The transcript has 17 exons. Bases 406 to 2283 code for a protein of 625 amino acids. Gene Ontology annotation, biological process: regulation of transcription by RNA polymerase II; brain development; neural tube development. The record is from RefSeq and is a predicted model, not a curated record. Gene Ontology annotation, cellular component: nucleus. Lineage: Eukaryota; Metazoa; Chordata; Mammalia; Carnivora; Otariidae.